AUGAAGCCCGUCGUAGGAGUAAUGCAAGCUUGGUCUUGUAUUGUCAUCUCGGUUUUUGCCAUUGUCAUACUCUCCAUUAUCGGCGCUCUCUUCCAGAGCGGUAAUCACGCACUCUUGGGUGGAAAGGAAGACCCCAAAGAUGGGGCUGCGGUUGCCGCUACGGUUUUUUCUGCUGUAGUUGUUUAUGCGGUAUGUUUUGAUCAACUCCUCAAGGAUCCGGAAUCAGAUAGCCAUACAUAUGAAUCGUUUCUUCCUUGA
Messenger RNA from Sclerotinia borealis F-4128, 258 nucleotides. Lineage: Eukaryota; Fungi; Ascomycota; Leotiomycetes; Helotiales; Sclerotiniaceae. The record is from the annotation of a GenBank genome assembly.